Molecule: messenger RNA, 7775 nt
Organism: Platichthys flesus (European flounder)
Lineage: Eukaryota; Metazoa; Chordata; Actinopteri; Pleuronectiformes; Pleuronectidae
Product: receptor-type tyrosine-protein phosphatase S-like
Exons: 31
Coding region: 466-5037 (1523 amino acids)
Biological process (GO): protein dephosphorylation
Molecular function (GO): protein binding; protein tyrosine phosphatase activity
Source: RefSeq, a predicted model, not a curated record
GAGAGAGAGAGGGAAAGGAGGAGGAGAGCAUUGAGGAAGAAAGGCAGGAGAGUAUCAAUGACAUCAACCAGCACAAUCUGAGGCCGUCCGACCGACCGGCGAUGCUCUCCAGAUAGAAGGGCUGAGGAAGCAGCCGUGACCCGCCGCCGCGCUGCGCUCCCCCCGGGGCGAAGAGGUUCGGUCCGCUCGGCCAGAGAGCAUCCAGGACUGUGCGUGCGGGGCAACGCCGGGCGAUGUGUGCACGCGUCCCGCACAAAGACAGACCUUUCUCCGAGUGGAGCUCCUCCGCUGCCGCUGCCACUGGAUUACAUGUAUCCGAGGAAGCCUCCAGCUGCAAACCCACCCACAUGAAUCUAGCAGACAGAGAGGAAGACGGAGAGCUUCCCAUUAAGAGUGCCUAUCCCUGUUGAGUGGAGCCCUACCUGAGUGUCCGUCAUCUCCGACCCGCCCACAGCGGUGCCUGCCAUGCCUCUGCCCAGGACAGGUGGCGCUCUGGCCCAGUCCAGGAGGCCUACCCUGGGGCUCAGCCUUAGCCCCUCUCCCCUGUGUAUGCUGCUGCUGUCGAUGAUCCUGAUAACCAGCCCCCUGAGCAGCGUCUGUGGACCAUUGGCUCCCCCAAAGUUCACCAAGAUUCCCACCGACCAGAUCGGAGUGUCAGGGGGUGUGGCAUCAUUUGUGUGCCAGGCUUCCGGCAAUCCCAAGCCUGCCGUCUACUGGAACAAGAAGGGCAAGAAGGUCAACUCUCAGCGUAUCGAGACCGUAGAGUUUGACGAGGGUGCGGGCGCCGUGCUGAGGAUCCAACCGCUUAGAGCUCCCCGGGAUGAGAACAUCUACGAGUGCGUGGCACGCAACACUGAAGGAGAGGUGUCCGUCACUGCAAAGCUGGCCAUUAUUAGAGAGGACCUGCUGCCCUUCGGCUUCCCCAGUAUAGACAUGGGUCCCCAGCUGAAGGUGGUGGAGCGGACGAGGACGGCCACCAUGCUGUGCGCUGCCAGCGGCAUCCCCGACCCCGAGAUCUCCUGGUUCAAAGACUUCCUGCCCGUCGACCACAGCACCAGCCGGGGUCGCAUCAAACAGCUUCGAUCAGGAGCUUUGCAGAUCGAGAACAGCGAGGAAACCGACCAAGGGAAGUACGAGUGCGUGGCCACCAACUCUCAAGGUGUCCGCUACUCCUCCCCCGCAAACCUAUACGUGCGAGGAGCAACAGACACAUUGCGCCGUGUGCCCCCUCGCUUCUCAAUCUUCCCCUCCAACCACGAGAUCAUGCCGGGCGGGAGCGUCAACAUCACCUGCGUGGCCGUGGGCUCGCCCAUGCCCUACGUCAAGUGGAUGCUGGGAACUGAAGACCUGACCCCCGAGGAUGAGAUGCCAAUUGGCCGGAACGUGCUAGAGCUUAACAGCGUGCGGGAGUCUGCAAACUAUACCUGUGUGGCCAUGAGUAGUCUGGGCACCAUCGAGUCCAUCGCUCAGGUCCUCGUCAAGACUUUGCCGAAGCCUCCCGGCACACCCAUUGUCACGGAAACCACCGCCACCAGUGUGACCAUCACCUGGGACUCCGGCAACCCAGACCCAGUCUCCUACUACAUCAUCCAGUACAGAGCCAAAGGGCCGGACAGCAAGUACGAGACUGUGGACAGCAUCACCACCACCCGCUACAGCAUCGGGGGGCUGUAUCCCAACACCGAGUAUGAGAUCAGAGUGUCAGCCUUCAACAGCAUCGGCCAGGGCCCCCCCUCUACGCGCGUGGAGGCUCGGACAGGAGAGCAGGCCCCGGCCAGCCCUCCCCGAAACGUCCAGGCUCACAUUAUCUCGCAGGACACGGUGAUGGUCCGCUGGGAGGAGCCGGAGGAGCCCAAUGGACAGGUGAAGGGCUACCGUGUGUACUACACCAUGGACCCGUCCCGGCCCAUGAAUGAGUGGCAGAUUCAUAACGUCCAGGACAGCGUGAUCACCACCAUUCAGAGCCUCAUCACCUCAGAGACGUACACCAUCCAAGUCCUGGCCUUCACCUCUGUUGGGGACGGACCCUUCUCGGACCCUGUCCAUGUCAAAGUCAUGCCCGGAGUCCCCGGUCAGCCAGGGAAGUUUAGAGUGGGCAAGGUGACGGACACCAGCAUAGAGGUGACGUGGGAGCCUGCCUACACCAAGGAGGGAAUCGUCAACUAUGAGCUGCUCUACAAACCAGUCAAGUUUGGCAGUUUGGAGAAGCUGACCUUUGGGCCGAGGAACUCUUACACAGUGGAGGGUCUAAAAGCGAACACCGAGUACUCCUUCUCCCUGGCCGCCAUCUCCAGCAAAGGCAUCGGCGCGUUCACUAACGAGCUGGUGCAGAGGACGUCCCAAGCCAAUGUCCCAAGGAAUUUUUCAGUCAAUCUGGCCACUAAGACCAGUGUUCUUCUGACCUGGGAGUUUCCAGAGAGCAGCAAUCCCUAUCGCUUCAGUGUGGAGUAUAACCGGCAAAAGGUGGAGGUGGACGCCAGGCUGAGAAAGGCAGUCAUCCCAAACCUUCAGCCUGACACCAGCUACGACUUCAAGAUCACCGCUCCCGAAGGCAACAUGGGAGGCCUUCGCCACCGCAUCACCGCCAAGACCUCUCCGCCAAUCACCAUCCGCCGCCCUGAAAUCGAUCACACCCGCGACACUGAGACCACGGUCACGAUAAUCCUGCCGUCGCUGGAAAAUCGCACUCCUGUCAAGAAUGUUUAUGUUGUUGUGGUUCCGCUGAGGAGAGCCCGCGGGGUCAUCAAACACCUCAAGAGUCCUGAUGAAAUGGACCUAGAAGAGCUGUUGAAAGACAUCAGUCAGAGGCAGAGGGAUUCUCGGCAGCAGAAGCAGGUGGACCUGCGUCGGGCUUACAUCACAGCCCGUUUCACACCUGCCACGCUGCCGGCCUUCUUCACCCUGGGAGACCAGCUGGACUACGGGGGCUUUGAAAACCGAGCGCUCGAGCCGGGGCAGGAGUACGUCUUCUUCAUCCUGGCUGAGCUCAACUCCACCACCGGGAAAAUGUACGUGGCCAGCCUUUACACAGAUCCAGUAAUCGCCCCUGAUUCAGACCCUCAGCCCCUCGACGCAGGUGACGGUCUGAUCUGGGUGGUGGGACCGGUCCUGGCUGUGGUCUUCAUCAUCUGCAUCGUCAUCGCCAUCCUCCUUUACAAAAACAAACCCGACAGCAAGCGCAAGGACUCGGAGCCCGGAACCAAGAGCCUUUUGGGUAAUGCAGAGAUGAUGGCCCAUCAUCCAACGGACCCCGUGGAGAUGAGACGCAUCAACUUCCAGACUCCCGGAAUGAUGAGCCAUCCCCAAGUCCCCAUCAGCGAGCUGGCGGAGCACAUCGAGCUCCUGAAAGCCAACGACAACCUGAGACUCUCGCAGGAGUACGAGUCCAUCGACCCGAGUCAGCAGUUCACCUGGGAACAUUCCAACCUGGAGGUCAACAAGCCCAAAAACCGCUACGCUAAUGUGAUCGCGUACGACCACACCAGAGUCGUCCUGGCUCCCAUCGAUGGUAUCCUGGGGAGCGACUACAUCAACGCCAACUACGUUGACGGCUACAGGAAGCAGAACGCCUACAUCGCUACCCAGGGGCCACUGGGGGAGACGUUUGGGGACUUCUGGAGGAUGGUGUGGGAGCAGCGGGCCGCCUCUGUUGUCAUGAUGACGCGCCUGGAGGAGAAGUCACGGAUAAAGUGUGAUCAGUACUGGCCCAGCCGCGGCACGGACACGCACGGGAUGAUCCAGGUCACCCUGCUGGACACGAUGGAGCUGGCCACUUUCUGCGUCCGCACCCUGUCCCUACAUAAGAGCGGCAGCAGUGAGCGGAGAGAGGUGCGUCAGUUCCAGUUCACAUCCUGGCCAGAUCACGGUGUGCCAGAGUAUCCCACCCCUUUCCUCAACUUCCUCCGCAGGGUCAAAGCCUGCAACCCACCCGACGCCGGACCCAUCAUCGCUCACUGCAGUGCUGGGGUCGGUCGCACCGGUUGCUUCAUCGUCAUCGACGCCAUGCUCGAACGCAUCCGACACGAACGCACCGUGGACAUUUACGGCCACGUGACCCUGAUGCGCUCGCAGAGGAACUACAUGGUGCAGACGGAGGACCAGUACAGCUUCAUCCACGAGGCCUUGCUGGAGGCCGUGGCCUGCGGCAACACGGAGGUGGCCGCCAGGAGUCUGUACUCCUACAUGCAGAAGCUGUCCAAGGUGGAGACCGGAGAGCACGUCACCGGCAUGGAGCUGGAGUUUAAGCGACUGGCCAACACCAAAGCCCACACGUCCCGCUUUGUCACAGCCAACCUGCCUUGCAACAAAUUCAAGAACCGCCUGGUCAACAUCAUGCCCUAUGAAACCACCCGUGUCUGCCUGCAGCCAAUCAGAGGCCUGGAGGGCUCCGACUACAUCAAUUCCAGCUACAUAGACGGAUACAGGCAGCAGAGAGGCUACAUUGCCACCCAGGGUCCGCUUGCUGAGACUACAGAGGACUUCUGGAGGAUGCUGUGGGAGCACAACUCCACUAUAGUGGUCAUGCUCACUAAACUGAGAGAAAUGGGCCGGGAGAAGUGUCACCAGUACUGGCCUGCCGAGCGCUCAGCCAGGUACCAGUACUUCGUGGUGGAUCCCAUGGCGGAGUACAACAUGCCUCAGUACAUCCUGCGGGAGUUCAAAGUCACGGACGCCAGGGACGGCCAAUCACGGACAGUGCGUCAGUUCCAAUUCACUGAUUGGCCAGAGCAAGGUGUGCCCAAAUCUGGGGAGGGCUUCAUUGACUUCAUUGGCCAAGUGCACAAAACCAAGGAGCAGUUUGGUCAGGAUGGACCAAUCAGUGUUCACUGCAGUGCUGGUGUGGGGCGGACUGGUGUGUUCAUCACUCUGAGUAUCGUCCUGGAGAGGAUGCGUUACGAAGGAGCGGUGGACAUCUUCCAGACCGUCAAGAUGCUGCGGACACAGAGACCAGCCAUGGUGCAGACUGAGGACGAGUACCAGUUCUGCUAUCAGGCUGCUCUGGAGUACCUGGGAAGCUUUGACCACUAUGCAACGUAAGUGAAGAGACAACCACGCGUCCAUCUUUCUGCUUCCGGGUCCACAAACAAACCGAGGAGAAAGACAGCAGUGGAACUUUUAUGGGAGAACGAUUCGAAGAUGAAUCUUGCACCAACAAGGACAAAAAGCAACAACAAAAACAGCAACAAGAAAUCUGUGUCUAUCAGCACCCACACUCAUCAGGGCCUCCCCCCGACCCGAGGAACUGGUGUGUGUGUGGAGACUGUCCAUGUGUAAUCCAUAUACUUACCUCAGUGUUCCAGUGUGAAGGACGUAUAAUACAUGUCUGUUGUGGUCAGCUAUCUCCAAUAUGAACCAGUGAAAUACAAACGGCUUCUGAACAGGAAUUAUGAUACUAUAUGUGUAUAAAAUACAAAAAAUAUAUAUAUAAAAAAACUAAAACACAAAGAGCCUGGAUAUUUGCUGCACCCUAAAUGGGCUUUUUAUCCUCAACUUUGUAUCUAUUGGUUUGAUGUACUAAGGGGUUACAAAGUGCAAUGGUAAACAUUUCUGUGUGUCUGUGAGUCGAAGGUGUCCAACCGCUACCGCAGGUCGUUCUGAUACUAGUUUAAAGCGGAUGACCUGUUCACGCCUCAGCAGAAGUCUGCAGCAUGGACUCACCACCCUGAGGACCGCUGGGCGAGGGGAUGCUCAUUCACCCAUCGCACAGUGCCAAGGGGAAACCACGCAGCGUGAACGUGAACCGUGACCUACGAGGAGAGGUGGCUCCGUCCUUCAUCCAGCUCUACCACCAAGUCAGACCAGAGGGACGCUCGCAAAAAAUGCAGGCCAAGGAUCCGUUCACACUCCCCCCCCCCACCCGCUCGCCGUCCUCGCUGCUUAACCACUGGCCUCAGAACAGUGAUUAGAGCCCAUCAUAGCCUCGGCUGGGCGGAGAUCUGUAGUCCGGCGCGCUCCUCACUCGACAAAGCUUGCUUGAUAUUUGCCGUCGUCCUUGUUCAUCCUCCAGCUCAGAUCCUCUUGAUGUCAGUCCCAUUGUGACAGUUCAACAGUGGCUUAGUGAAAGAGAUGCUAAUGAACAAAUUUGAGAUUCAGUCCCUUUCUCUCUCGAACGGAAAACAGUCCUCAGCCCCUUUCUGCAGACUUUUGUGUGUUUUUACUGUUCGUCUUUGCCUUACGCCGACUGAGUUCUUGUGUUUUAACAUGCUGCCUAAUGCUCAUGCGUUGUGUGCUGAACCUUUAUCGUCAUCCAGUAUCUUGAGGAUGAAAGUUGUUCACCCCCGGUCACCUUCCUCCUCUGAAGCUUACCUAACUUCUUGCAUCACUUUACGGUUAAACCCCUACGAUGUUUUUUACUAUUUAAGGCAACAACGGAUGAAAGAUCCCAAAAGAAAACAGAGCAUAAAGCACAGAUGGUGAAUUGCCUGCGUUCAGCCGUCCUCUCCCCGUUCCCACCUCCGCCAUUAAAAAUCCCUCUGUCCCAAAACCUCACUGUACAGAACAUCCCAACGUAACCAAGUGAUGUGUCCCCCUCUGUCCUCUCCGGUACAACCGCACAAGCCCCUUGAUAUGGAUAUGCUAUAUAUCUCUCCUCGAUUUGACAGUUAAUCGGGCCCACGUGAUUGAAGAGCACAGCGAUGUUCCAGUGUGUCAGACCUUUUGGGCAAUUACACAAUUUUGUACAUACAGUCUUACCAUUGGAGUCCUAUACAGUACAAUGACAUACGUCUGAGCACAAGAUAUAACGUGGGAUUGGAUGUGAUGUAGUUCUUAUCGUCGCGAAAAAAGCCUUAUUGUUAUCGUUCACUUUGUCAUAUUUAUCUCAUAUGAUUUUCUAAAAUAUUUAUUAUUCUAUUUUGUUACUUUUUACGUUUGUUUCUAAUUAUUUAUUUGGGAUAUCUAGCAAAUAUAACCAAUAAGCUGUUGUUUACCUGUUUCUUUGGCGAGCCAAUGUAAAAUUAUGAUAUUGUCGCUGUUUGUUUUUUAUUUUGAAUGGUCCGUUCUGGUGCUUUUUUAUUUGCUUUAUUAUGAUGAAGUAUGCCCUCUGUGUAGGGUGCUAUUUGAUACUGAAUACUGAUGUCCGACUAGUUAGCUAGAGAUGUACGUUAGAGGCUCACAUAGUUUAAGUUUCCAGUGAUGCCCUUUUAAAGCCCUCCCCCCACUCCACCUCCGUACAGUAGCAGCCGCAGUGGUGUGACCCACCCCAGCGUGAUAGGUUUAAGGGCAUCAGAGAAAUUAGAUUUAUAGAGCAGACACACUGUUGGUAUAUAGUUUGCCGGUGAGCACAUGGUAGCAAGUGUAUUUUUGACAGAGAUUGGGUUAGAACCCGCCCAGCUACAAGCACCCUCGAAGGUAUCGUUUAAAUCUAAAAAAAAAAAAAUUCUGAUAUGAACUUUAUGUGUGGUCCAGAAGUCUUGACGAUGUGUGACAUAUAUAAAAUAUGUUAUUCUUUCGAUUUCUAAUUAUUGUGUCGAGAGAAAUAUAAAAGGAACACACACAAAACAUAAUAUGAAAUGUGUUGAGGGCCAGCUCUGAUGACGCCACCCCCCUCACUUAUGUACCUGUUCUUUCCUUUCAAACCAUGGAUGUAGAUAUUGUAUCUUGACUUUGUAUUAAAAGCAGGAUGAUUGGAUAUACCGCACAAAGCGCUGCUUGGUUUCUUGUGGUUUGUGUGCGUGUGUUUCUGUGUGUGUGCGCGUGUGCAUGUGUUUGUCAGUGUUAUGCACUCUUUGUCCACCAGAUGGGACCAAAGUAACCCUAAGGUGAAAUGCACUGCA